Dermacentor albipictus is the source of this 1449-nucleotide messenger RNA. RefSeq names its product juxtaposed with another zinc finger protein 1. Gene Ontology annotation, cellular component: nucleus. NCBI's taxonomy places the organism in Eukaryota, Metazoa, Arthropoda, Arachnida, Ixodida, Ixodidae. The record is from RefSeq and is a predicted model, not a curated record.
ACGGUUGCCGCUUCCCAUAAGAUGUGAAGCGCUUUGGCUGCGUGUGUGAUGGCGGUAUUCCUAAUCAACAAUUGCAAAUUCAAUGGUUGCGGCCUGACGUUCCCCACACUGCGAGAGCUCAUUUUGCACAUCGAAGACACGCACAUAGAUAACGACCCAAGACUACUAGAAAAGCAAGAACUGCAGCCACCGUCGUGCCUUCCUGUCAGCUGCGUUCUUAGGGUCUUCACGGAAGCUUCACGUGUGGAACCACUCGGGGCGAUCCGCAAGAGACAGCGGACGCUGUCGCCAGCGUCGUCGAUUUGCAGCAAUACGCCAACAGGAAGCGAGAUGGACGAAGAGGAGAUGAGUAGUGAAUCUGACGACAGCAAUGAUUCGUGGACAACGCAGAACGAGUUCAUCUCGGAGUUCAUUAUGAGGAUGAUGAGCAGUGCAGGAUCGACGGAAGAGAAGCCGUUUGCCUGCCCUGUUCCGGGCUGCAAGAAGCGCUACAAGAAUGUCAACGGCAUCAAGUACCAUGCCAAGAAUGGGCACAAGAAAGAAGCCAAAGUCAAGAAAGGGCACCGCUGCCACUGUGGCAAGAGCUACAAGACUGCCCAGGGCCUGAGGACACAUUCGCUAUCCCAACACUCGGGCGAGUCCUCCCAGCCGGCCAGGUUCUCGGAUUUCGCUUCGGGGCUAGGCGCCAGUGGUGGCGGAGGGGGCCACAUGCCGACGUCACGACUGCACGCCGGCCCUCUCCCCGUCGUGUCCCCAACCCUGCAACAGCACCUGCUGAGCCCUCUGGUCAUAAGGCCGGCCGUCACGUCAAGCUUUGCCUCGAUCGGCGCGGAAGGUUGACAGCGUGCCCUCUUCUUCCCCCUUGGUGAAACCGCAACAAAGCUCUGUGCCUCGGUGCACGCAUCUUUUUGUGGCAAAUGAACUGACGAUCCGCAAGGCACAGCAUUGGGUGGGAGGCUUUCUGCCGACCUAAUGCCUCUCCGUGGUCGAGUUGAGUUGCUUUGGGUGUUUUUCUCUGUUCUCCCCAUGUUCAGUUUUGACGCCAUGGAUUUUGACUUGCCACAACGUUUGAGAACUCAGUGAAAGAUCAUGUGUAUCGUUGCAAAAUUGGGUGGGGGAUGAUUUUUUUUUCUCUGUAGAACAAAAGAACUGUGCGUUUAUGCUGUUGACCUUUCAACAGCAACUAUGGGGGCAGGAUGUUAUGUGCUCUCAAGGCUGGAAUUAUAUUCUAAUCCACGUAGAAUGGGCUCACUAGAUUGUUCUUUUUUUUUCUUGGUUUUGAUAAGCUUUUCAUCUAGUUACUUUGAGUGGCACAAGACAGUUUGUAACGGUACUGAAGGUACCACUAUUGCUAAGUGAGCAGCUCCUGCCUCAAAGACCUUCUUGUCAUGUUUUUUUGUCCCUUAAUAGUACCUUAAUUAAGAAAAUAAACGGGUAAUGUCUCGAGAA